Messenger RNA from Magallana angulata, 1311 nucleotides. RefSeq names its product innexin-11-like. The transcript is spliced from 3 exons. The coding region runs from base 142 to 1242 and encodes 366 amino acids. Lineage: Eukaryota; Metazoa; Mollusca; Bivalvia; Ostreida; Ostreidae. The record is from RefSeq and is a predicted model, not a curated record. Gene Ontology annotation, molecular function: gap junction channel activity. Gene Ontology annotation, cellular component: gap junction; plasma membrane.
CUUUUGACUUGUCGGAACAAUCGGGAAAACCAUUCGAAAGUAAGAGAAGUUCUCGUUUUCAAAGUUGGUGCUUUCUUAUUAAGGAUAAUUUCUGAAAAGUUUCAAAAUUGGUUGACCACACAGGACACAGUUAUUCGUGAAAUGGUUCUAUCAUCAGAGAGUUGGGUAGACGAAUUAAACAGUAGAUGGACACCCGUUCUUUUUCUUGUCUUGGGUAUUUUUACCAUGAUAGGACAGAUCUAUAUUGGUCCAGUUGCAUGCAAUUUCCCAGGACAUUUUUCAGAAUCGGAUGUCAAGUAUGGCAAUUUUAGAUGUUUUACUGCAACCUAUCUUGGCGAAAGCUCAUUUAAAGCUUUAUCCACAAUUCCGACGGUUUCUAGCGACUUUGAGGAACACAAAACUUACAUACGAACCCUGUAUCAAUACGUUCCUUUAAUUCUGAUAUUACAAGCAAUGUUCUUACGUAUUCCGUAUUUCCUGUGGAGAUUUGGAGAGAAAAAACUAGGCAUACAUUUUGAUGUGACGUCCGGAAAAUAUGGUGACAAUGGUAAAUUGGUCGGAAUAAGACUUGCAGUCCACUUGAAACAGUGGAUCGAGACCAGGAGCGUAAACAUUUUAUCCAUUGGGUCGUUUACAAUUUUCCAUUGCUUUAUUAAACUUCUUUAUUUAGCGAGUGUCGCAACUCAUUUUGGACUAUUAGAUCAUUUCCUUAAAAAAGAAAAUCAUAUCAGUUUUGGAUUACAAGUGCUUGAAAACAUCCGAGAGAGUGAUGCAUAUUUUUUCCAAAAUUCACCUGCAUUCCCAAGAGAAAUAAUAUGUACCUAUGCCAAAGUGUCUGUACAAAGUAUUCAAAAACAAAACGUACAGUGCAUACUCCCUUUUAAUCCGUAUCUGGAGCAGAUUAUGGUUAUUAUCUGGUGGUGGAUGACCUUCCUUAUUGCUUUAACUAUAUUCGAUGUCUUCUGCUACUUUUUUGGAGCUCUUCGACCGAAUUCCAGGAGUUGGUUUGUUAAAUCCAAUUUGUUAAGGACUGACCUGGUAUUAAAUGAGAGACAAAACAGCAAAUUUGUAAACUGGUUAGGCGGAGACGUCAUUCAAUUUCUCCAAAACAUCCAAGACCAAGAAAAUGGAUGUGUCGUCAUGGAAACCAUCACAGAAUUGUGGAGGAUUAAAGACAAUAGUGGGUAUUCCACACCUGGCCCUUCAAAUGAAGAAAUCCAUGGCAUGGUAACAUCAUUCUAAUCGUAUGUUAGAGCGCACAUCAAUGGACAAACAGAAAGGACAGACGUUUGAAGUCACCAUAAUGCAAUU